GCUACAAAAUUACGUAAGCUGCCAUCCGGGAGCACAUCUAUCGAUGUUCACGUUAUUCCAAUCCUUUGAAGUCGGGUAGCCAUUUUUCUAGAAUUUGUACUGUGAAUUCUGUGUCUUAAAGACCCAAUAAAAAGGCAACAUGGCUGAUGCAGCGACUCCUAAGCGUCAUAUGAAAUUUCCAUACACCUUUACGGCAAAAAUGGUUCAAUUCCCAUACAAAUAUUACAUCAAUAACUGCUGGCCAUAUAAAUAUUACUUGAUCAGUGUUCUCCUUGUUUCUCCACUUUUUGUAAAGAUCACUAGUGCAGUGAACAGUCCCGCGAACAAGGCAAAAUGGUAUGAAAUCAGGAAAAAAGAACUGGAACCACAUCAUUAAAUUGAAUAUCUAAAACCACUUAAUAGUUUAACUGUAAAUUAUGUAACAUUCAAGAUAUAUUAUGAAACUCAUAGUUCACUGAAUUGUUACUAUGAAU
Messenger RNA from Cephus cinctus (wheat stem sawfly), 473 nucleotides. RefSeq lists its product as uncharacterized. The coding region runs from base 140 to 376 and encodes 78 amino acids. The transcript is spliced from 3 exons. The record is from RefSeq and is a predicted model, not a curated record. NCBI's taxonomy places the organism in Eukaryota, Metazoa, Arthropoda, Insecta, Hymenoptera, Cephidae.